UGAAAAUGGCGGUUGUGUUGGUCAAAGUGGAUCGGAGCGUGCGUAAAUGAUAUUUCCGUAAAAUCUCCUCGUGGACGAGACAGAAACUCUCGAUUGCUUCGCCAUGGAAAGUGACGAUUCAGAAAGGCAGAAAAAACUGGAAGCAGGAAAGGAAAAGCUGAAGAUGUUCCAGAAGAAGAAAUCGGGAUCAGGGACGAAGAAAAAAAAGAAAAAAGAUAGGUCUUCAACGAGUGGUUCGGCGCGGAGUCCUUCACCUGGAGAGCGACGACGAAGAAGCACCUCGCAAGAUCGAGGCACGAAGCCUGCACAACCUGAAGCUGCAGUUGCUGCCGAAGAAAAAGUUCCCAAAAAUGAAGGAGAAGACAUGGAAGUGGAGGAAAUAAGCCAAGCAGACACGGAUAGAGAUGCGCCAUCUAUCGCUUCCGAAGUGGGCUCUCCAAUUCCUUUUGACGCGGAACAAGAGCAAAACUCGCAAUCGGGAAGCUUUGUCAGUGGGAGUGAGUAUACCAGCGGAGAUUAUUCUGAGGAAGGUGGAUUGGACAGUUAUGACAUUGCAAAUAUAGAACGAAAUGAAUUGAAGAACAAGGCACAAGAAUUGGAAGAAGAGCUUACUGCUAAAAAGGCAGCAUUGAAGCAGAUCAGUCGUGAAAAUGCUGAGUUAAAGGGAAGACUUGAACUAAUGUUGCAAGAUCAGUCUGGAGGCUCAGUAAUCAAGGACCUCAGCAGGCAAGUAGAAGAAAUGAGAGAAAGUUUACAGAUGAAGCAGUCCAUUCUUCAAGACAUAAACAAAGAAAAUCAGGAUCUUCGAGCCAAACUAGAACAAGGUGAACAGAGGGAAGGAAAGCCUGAUGGUGGGCAACUUGAAGAGUUGAAGGUUAAAAUGAACGCCCAGCAAAUGACUUUGGAUGGACUGAAUGAAAGAAAUAGGUUUCUUGAGGAUGAAAAUACAAGGUUAAAGAAACAGACGUCACAAGGUGGUGAUAUGCAAACAGACUUCUCAGAGUUGGAGAACUUGAAAGAGACCUUAAGUGCUAAAGAGGAAGUCUUAGUGAAACUUCAGCAAGAAAACAGUGAACUUGCUGCACGAUUGAAAUCAUUUGACGAAAGUGCCAGUGGAAAGGUGCAAGAAAGUUCUCACAAAGUGGACGAACUUUCUAAAAUGUUGUGGGAGAAAGAGAGUGAGAUUGGAAACUUGCAGUACUUGAAGUCACAACUUGAGGAGAGACUUGGAAGUUUACAAAAUGUCCAAAACGAACUUGAAGAGAGUAGAAGGCAAGUGACUGCACUUGAAGCUCAAAUGGAAAAUUUAAGGGUAGAAGAUCAAUCUUUUGAGGAGAAAUCUGAAGUGGAAAACCUCAGAGAGAACCUUCGACUCAAACAGGAAACAAUGGAACAGCUUAACAAGGAGAAUGAAGAACUGAAGGAGAGAUUAGAUGCCCAAGGGACAACAGAUGUAAAAGGACUUCUUGAGGAAAGCUACCAGAAACUCCAGGAGUUAAGCGAGGAAUCAAAAGCAAAGGAUGAACAGCUUGAAAAACUACAAACUCUUCAGUCAGAGUUUGAGAAGAGCCAAGAUGCAAACAAAGAGCUUGAACAGCAAGUUUCAUAUUUGAAACAUCAACUUGCCUUGGCAGAAGACAACUCACUUUCUGAAUCAUCUCAGAUGGAGAACUUGAGAGAAAACGUCAAACUUAAACAAGAAACAGUUCAGCAACUCAGCAAUGAAAAUGAGGAACUGCGAGCUAAGAUAGAAGAGUUGGAAAAAGGAAAUUAUGAUAUGGAAGACACGAGAGCUAAAGUUGAAGAUCUUUCAAAAGAGUUAGAAUCCAAGAAAGAUGAGUUGAGUCAUUUUGAAGAACUGCAAAAUGAAUUUCAAAGAAGCCAGGCCAGAUGCACUGAACUUGAACAAGAAGUCACCAGACUCCAGGGUGAGGUAGAAGCACUGGAGGACAACUCACAGUCUGAGUCAUCAUUGUUGGAAAAUUUGAAGGAAAACCUGAAAAUCAAGCAACAAACUGUUGAACAACUUGGCAAAGAUUACCAAGCAUUACAAGAGCAGCUGAUGGAGAGUAAGACAAGCUUGGAUGGACUGUCAGAGCAGCUCCUGAACAAGCAGAAUGAGUUGGACACAGUGAUAGGAGAGAGGGACAAGAAACUGAUGCAGCUGAUGGAUCAGUUUGCUGAGAAGGAUGAGGAACUUGAGGAUCUGAGGAAGAACGACGAGCAGAUGAAGUCACAAAUUCAACAGCUUGAAAGUGAUGUCUCCACGUACCGCACUCAAUCUGAACAACUUGCUGAUCGUUUGAGUGGGUCCCAGGACCAGUUGCUAGAGCUCCAAGAGGCCAUGGAAAGAAGAGAAGAGACUGUGAGAGAUUUGAUGACCAAGCUUUCAGAAAGUGAAAGUGAGCAGAUAAAUGCUAAGCAAGACGCUACCCUGGAAACUAAGGAGUUAACUGAACAGAUUAAGAUGCUUCAGGAGCAACUAGUACAGAGCGACAGUAGCCUCAAAACCCAACAAUCAGAAAUGAACAAGGCUUCCAAAGAACUGCAAGACACCAAAUCCUUGAUAGAAGAUCUUCAGAGCGAGAUAUCGGAGAAGGACAAUGUAAUCAUUGAAAUGUACAGUCUGAAGGAGAAAGACGAAGAAAACUACAAGGCUACUAUAGAUCAGAUCAACGAGGAGUUAAAAGAGAAAAUUAGAGCUCUUGAAAAAACAAGUCAAGAGCUGCAAGAGAAAAAUAGAAUACUUGAUCGAAUGAACGAAGAAAUUCAAGAGAAAAAUAGAACGCUUGAUCAAGUUAACGAGGAGCUGCUGGAAAAGACUAGAACGAUUGAUCAGCUAAACGCCGAUGUUGGAACUUUUAAAAGUGAGGUAGAAGAACACAAGGGUAAUGUGCAUCAAUUGGAGGAAAAGCUUCGUGAUGUUCAAGAGGUGAAUGCUGGUGAAAUUGAGAAACUCAGAGUAGAGCACCAAGAUGAGCUACAGGCCCUAAGUUCUAAACAUGUCGCCGAGUUUGAGAAUCUGAAACUAUCGAUGAGUGAGCAACUGGAAGAAUCGGGACUCGAGGUGGACAAAGUAAGGCAGGAACAGAUUGAGAAGCUGAAACAAAUCCACGAAAGUGAGCUGAACGUGCUGAAGGAAACUUCAGACAAGCAGAUCGCGUUCAAUCAUAACUUGGAACAACAGAUGAAAAAGAUGAAAGAAGACUUUGACAAUGAUCUAGCUCGGGCGAGAGAUGUCGUUGCUCAGAAAGAUGCAGUUGUAGAAGAUCUGAAAGAACAGUUGAAAGACAUGAAAACUUCAAGUGCAAGUGAAAUUAGCGAGCUGAAGAACGAGUUAAAGAAAAAACAAAAGGAAAUUGCUGAACUAGAAGACAACUUGUCGAGCUUUGAGGAAGAACACAGCAGCGACGUUGCGCAGUAUGAACAAUCCAUGCAAAAACAACAAGAACAAACAGCCGAGCUGGAGAAACAGUUGGUGUUAGAGCUUGGCAAUGAAUCUGCGAAGUACGAGCAAAAGCUUGCCGAAACGAAAGCUCACCUUGAAGCUCAAUAUAAGAAAGCGAUUCAAGAGCUAGUGCAGCGAGUGAAGGAUUUAGAAUCGGAGAACGAAACACUGCAAUCGACGCACGGACAGGAAAUGGAGGUGUUCAGAGAGAAUCUUGCUCAGUACACUAGCAACUUAGAGGAACAGAUGCGAGAAUUACAAUCGGGAGCUCAGGAGGAACACGAGAGCGAAAUGAAAGCACUUCAGGCAGAACACCUUGGGGCGACGAAAAAAUUGGAGAGAAAAGUCAAGACGUUGUCUGAGGAGAAAGAAGCUUUGGAGACGAAGAUAAGAAGUUUUAGUGGUGAAGAAGGAGGUGGAGAUUCAGUGGGACAGAGUGAAGAGGUUGCAAGACUGAAGGAAGAUUACGAGGGCCAGAUACUAACGUUAAAAGAGCAUGCACAGAAUGAAAGAGAAAGAUUAGAGAAAGAGGCCGUCGAUGCGGUUAGCAACAAAGAAAAAGAAUUUAUGGAGGUGCUUGAGAAAGUCCUUGAGAAGCAUCAACAAGAAGUGGCAGAUUUAAGGAGUUACUACGAGCAGCAGUUGUCAGACACUGGUGAAGGACGUCUGUCGUUUGGAGAAGAAGAUGACCCGCUGGUGAUCUCCACGCAGCUGAAGCAGGAGAAGGAGAGAGAAAUCUCACGGCUGAAGAAACAGUUCCUACAAGAAAGCGAAGAAAGGAUCGCAUCCGCGCAAGAAGCGUUGCUGUAUAAAGUUGCAAAGGAAGAAGAGGAGAAUACCCGAUUACGAAACAAGUUGGCAAACAAGGACCAGGAAAUUUCUGAGGUAACUAGCGAGCGGGACAGGCUUCUGAAUGAGAUUCAGGUGCUGACAGAUACUCAUAGGGUGCUUGAACAGAUGACGGCCCCAUUGGAGCCAAGUCUCAGCCCUGUCUCCAGUCAGGUUGUGCAAGAGGAACCACUGUUUGUACAAGAAUCUGCCGAUACUCUGGAGGUUUUACCCGGUGCUGGAUUUAACGAAGGUUCUGUCUCAAAGCAAUCUGAUCUAACAACAAAACUCAACCAGAUGCAAGAGUUGGUCCGACAGAAAAACAUGGUCGAAGUUAAACUAAGCCAGCAACUGCAGGAGACAAAGAAAGAGCUCGAUAAGGAAAGAGAAAAUUACAGAGCUGAGAUGCAGGAGAGAGAGGCCCGUGAACGCGCGCUGGAACUCAGUAAAAGACAGCUUGAGGAGCAAUUGACCGCAAUGGACAGAGAGAACUAUGAGUCCCUUCAGGAGUUGAACUUGUUGCAAGAGAGACUUCAGGAGAGAAUUCGAGUCGAAGGUGAGCUAAGAGAAGAAAAGAACAAGCUGCUGAAUGUGAUCAAGGAGAAGGACGCCGAAUUGGCGAAGGAGAGGGGAGAACUGACGGAAAGACUGCAACAACACGAGCAAGUAAUUGAGGAGUUGCGCGACAGGAUCUCAACGUCGGACUCAGUCUCUGAUGAUGUGCAGGACGCGUUCGGUCGUCAGUUACUCGUGCUUCAGAGUCAAAGAGAUUCGCUGUUACAGCAGCUUGAACAACAAAAGAAAGACCGCAACUCUUAUGUGGACGUGCUGGAGGAGAAGAACGCUUUAGAAGAUAGUUUAAGACUUGAACGAGAACGACUAUCUGAGAAACUUCGCCAGAAGGAAGUUUUGGAGCGAGAACUGAGUCGUGAGAGAGCUGCCCUACAAGAACAGUUGAUCAAGCAAGCCAAACUAAACGAGAUCAUCAGGCAGAAAGAUCUGUUUGAGAAAGAACUUAGGAAGGAAAAGAACGAACUUCAGAUUGAACUGGAAGCUAUUGAGUCAAAACUGCUCGAUAAAGAAGAGCUGCUCUUACACGAGAAAGAACGCCUCGAGGAGGAAAUGAGACAAAAAGAGCAACAACUGCAGGAAUGGGAACACGAAUUCCAUCAGAAAGAGAUGGAAUUCUUGUCCAAAGAGGAAUACAUCAGAGAGCAGUACAACAAAAAUCUGUUAGAGACCCGCUCGGACUUAGAGAACCAGUACUCCGCCUCGAUGCAACAGUUGCGGACCGAUUUGGACGAGGAUUACCAGCAGCAGUUGAGGAGACUGGAAGCUAGCUUGAACGAUCAUUAUGGCGGCGAGAUUGGUCAGCUCAAAGCCUUGCAUCAGGAACAGAUGACACGGAUGAAUUCUGAGUUUGAGCAAAAACUCUGGGAGCUCAAGAACGAACUGGAAUCGCAGCGUCUUCAGCAAGUUGGAACUAUGAAGAAUGUGCUGGAGAGACAACACUCGAAGGACAUGUUGGAGAUUGACGACGUUCAUCAGCAACAAAUGGAAGAACUGAGGGAAGAUCUUGACCAGCGACACCAAGAGGUUAUGGGAGCUGUUCAGUUGCAACUAGAAACUUCGCAUCACGACGAGUUGAACGAACUCACCGCCAGUUUCCUGGCUGAGACUGCUAUCAAGGUCGAGACUGCCCGUUUGGAGACUGAGCACGAUUGGCAACAAAAACUAGACGAAAUGAAAGAAAAACACGCGCUGGAAGUAGAUGCAAUAACUGAAAAGAUGACACAACUUGAGAAAGACAUGGAUGAACUCAAGGAGAAGCAUGAAUACGAACUGAGCGAAAAACUGUCCAAACAGGCAGAGCAAUUUGAACAAAAACUAGAAAAGGAAGUACUAGGAAUCACGGAAAAACACCAGGAAGACUUUGAGAAUGAAUUACAGCAAAGCCUAAUUGCUACAGAUGAAAAACACCAGAGCGAGUUGAACGGAUUGCGAAAUGAACUUAUGGAAGAGUUCCGAGAAAAACUUGAAGAAAUGGAACAAACUCUUGGAGAACAACAUGCACAGGAGUUGGAGGAGCUACGGGAAGAGCUUGAAAAGGAAAGAUCCGAAGUUACAAAUGCAGCUUUGGAUGAUCUGGGAAGAAGACACGCUGAGGAAAUAGAGUUUAUGAGGAACGAACAAGCACAGCUGCUUGAACAGGCUGCAGAGGCAAGACGGCGUUUGGAGAAGAUUCACGAGGAGGAGAUCCAAGAGAUCAACGAACAAGUCAAACGCGAACAUGAAAAGUUGUCACGGAUGAGAGAGGACUUAGAAGGAACCUACGAUGACACUGCUAAAGAGCAUGCGCAACAGCUGGAAAACGCGCGGGCGCAGCUGGAGCAGCAGCGGAGUGAGCUGAAGGCGACGCACUUGUCGGAGCUGCAGAAUUUGAAGGCCGAGUUCGAGAGGCGGUUAGUUGAAGCUGAUCAGAAGCACGCCGAAGAGGUAGAGAAGCUCAGAUCGCAGUUGGAGCAGGAGAAGAUGGAGAGAGAGUUAGAGCAUGUAAGGGAACUGGAAAAACUUGCGGAAGAUAUGGAGAGAAGAUACAUCUCCAAGGAACAACAGCAUGCUAGAGAAAUUGGUGAACUGCAAACUGAAUUGCUCAAAGUCAAGACAGACAUGGACGAGAAACAGUUUUCUGAGCUAGAAAGUACCAUGAAAGAUCUCGGUGGAAAAUACGAAGAAAACCUUCAAAAGAUUGUGAGAGAUCUUCAGGAUAAACAAGAGCAAGAAAUUGAAAGUCUAAAACUUGAUUUUGAAAAGAUUAAGGAAAAAGAACUUGAAGCGUGCAGAGAAGAGUUGAAAGAACAACAUGAAGAUGAAAUACGAUCGCUUAGGUCACGCCAUGAGAUUGAACUUGAAGAUUUAAGGGGGCAGUUCCAAGAGGAGAAGAUGAAGGAUUUUGCGAAAAUGAGCGCCAAAAUGGCCUUGAAAAAUGCACAGGCUUUGGAAAAGAUGCGACUUAAUCUGAGCGAAACACACGAGAAAGAUAUGGAGGAACUGAGAAUGGAAGGUCAGAAAGACUACGAGAGAACUGCUCUGAGGUUAUCCUCUCAAAUAGAAGGGAUGGAAAUUGAACAUCGUAAGGCACUACGGCAAUUGAAAAUGGACCUGAACGAAAAGCAUGAAAAGGAAAUGGAGGAUUUACGACGAGAGGUGAGCAGCAAAGAGGAGCUUUUGAUAGAUUUGAAUGAGAGCCAUGAAAAGGAAGUAAACGAUCUAAAACGUAGACAGUUCAGUGAUUUGUUAGAUGAGGUAUCUAGUGUAAGAGCAGAGCUUGCUUUGGAAGCAGUUCAGAAAGUGGAAGAAGCUAAGUUGGAGAUGGUUGAAGAUAGCUCCAGGAAGGACGAUACUAUUCAAGAUUACGAGGAAAAAAUACAUCAAAUUCUCGAGCAACAUGAAAAGCAGGUCAAAGACUUGAGCGAAGAAUAUGAAUCGCAGCUCAAAGACCUCAAAGAAGAAUUAGAACUCUCCAAACAAUGGAUGUCCAAAGGCGUGAGCAACGAGGAAGAAUUGUUCGCACAGUAUGAAGCAAAAAUUCAAGACAUAAAGCAGCACUAUGAGAAGGAAAUUGAAUUUUUGAAGGAAAACAGCUUAUCUAAGGAUGACAGUGAAGGUGGCGACAGUGAAAAAUACUCGUUAGAGGAGUUGGAAAAUUGUCGAAAGGAAAUCGAUGAGUUAGCAGCGAGGCUUGAAACUGAGAGAGAACAAUUUAAAGACAUAUACAAUAAUACAAAAACUGCACAAGAAACAGAGCUUGUGUCUUUAAGGAGAGAGCUGGAAGCUAAACAUCAGCAAGAGCUAAAAGAAACGAAGGAGCUUUUUGCCGAAAAUGUUGAAGCUUUGAAGGAAGAACUCCUUGUCGCUUCAGACGAGGCAAAAUUGCAACUUAUCGCAGAGGAACUUGAGAAGAAGCAUCAGAUAGAACUUGACGCUCUGAAAGAACGACUUAGUGCCGAGCAUCAAAAUGAAAUGGAAACCUUCAAAGUACAGAUGAGUGAAGAGGUUGAAGCUCUCAGGGAACAGAUUCUUGACUCGUCCGAACAAGAAAGGUUUGACGUUUUGAAGGAUGAUUUGGAAAGGGAACAUGAAAACGAACUAAAGGCCUUACGUGAGCAGCUCGAGAGAGAAAACGAAGAGGAGAUAGCAAAGCUUAAAGAGGCUUUUGCGCAAGCUUUAGACGCUGUGCAAGCUGAGGAGAAAGCCAAAGGUGAAAUACAACCGUAUUCUCAAGAGAAAUUUGAUGAACAACUUGACGAAGUCAAGCGGCAACUCGAAGCGGAACAUUUGCAAGAAAUGGAAAAACUCAAAGAGGAUAUGUUACAUGAAGUGAAAACCCUUCAGGAACAGGUUCAGUUAGCUGCUGAUAAUGAGGUGGAAGCCACGAGGGCUCGUUUGGAGGAAGAGAAAGACAAGAUAAAAAAUAGAUUAGACGAAAAAAUGGCCGAAGAGAGAUCGCAACUUGAAGCAGAACACCAAGCUGCCAUGGCGCAAGCUCGACAGGAACAGGAAGCCCAACAUCUGAGCGAACUCGAUGCUCAACAGCAAAAACACGAUGCUGAGAUGAAAGCAUUGCAGUUGAGAUUCAACGAAGAGCUGGCCACCGAGAGAGCCCAGCUGGAAGAGGAGAAAAACGCUGAUAUGGCACGGUUAGAAGAAGCACUCAGCGGUAACCUCAGCCAACAACAAGAGUUACAGCUACAGAUGUUAAAGGAGCAGCAUGAUCGUGAACUCGAGGCUGUACGAGAAGAACUGGUUCGAACUCACAUGGAAAAGUUCACCGAGAUGACUGCUCGGUUAGAGUCUGAACACGAGGCGGAUCUGGAAAAAAUGAGAGAAUUUACACGCGCUGAGAUGUCUGAGAAAUUCCAAACUGAACUGGAAGAGGCCAAAGAAGUGGCUCGUUAUGAACUUGAACAAGAACAUUUGGAAAACCUCCGACAGCUCGAGGCAAGCCUGGGACAGAAUCACGCAGAACAGCUUCGCGGAUUGGCUGAACUACAACAGAAACACGUAGAUGAAAUUCACAACCUCAAGGCUACACACGUGACGGAAAUCGAACGACUUAAAAAGGAGGUCGCCCAAGCAUACAACGAUCAGCUUUCCGCGGUAAGUUUGGACGCCGAGAGAGAAGUUUCCCAAGUGAAGGAGGAAUUAGACGAAGCUCACAGCAAGGAGAUUGACGCGUUCAAAGACGCGCUUGAACGUGAAAAGUCUCGCGUACUUGCGCUUGAGGCGGUACAGGCCAGCAUUCAGGCGGCCCAUCAUGACAUCGUGCAACGGAUGCAGGAGAACUUUGACAAGGAGAUGGGGAAUGUGAGGAGUAAUGUAGACUCUGCACAUGGAGAGCAGGUACAAGAGCUACAGAGCUUGUUGGAGGAGAGACACAAAAUGGAGCUGGACCGUGUCAAAUCCGAUCUCGCCGCUGCUGAAGGAAGAGCUGCUGCUAUAGAAGCUGAACAGGCCAAAGGUCUUGAGGAAGUCGAGGAGCAAUUCCGUAAAGAAGUGGAAGUACUACAAGAGUACCUGAAUUCCCAAGAGAAAGAAUUUAUAGCAGAAAUUGAUAGGACUAAGGAUGAGAACGAAAAGCUGUUGAACAAGCUGCAGGAGAAACAGUCUCUGAUUAAGGAGAUGGAGGCUGAACAGGUUCGUCUUCAAAAUGAUCUUCAGCGUCAGUCAGACAACUAUAACUUGAUUUUAACACGUCGAGACAGAGAACACCAAGAGGAAGAUAAUCUCGUCACCAUGCUUCGCUCUGAUGUGGAGAGACUAGCUGCCGAGAGGGAUGCGUUGCAGCGAGCAAACGAGCGCCUGUUAAAGCUUCUUUCAGACGUGGUGAAACAGGCGGCUUCUACCGAGGAGACGAUAAACAAACAGCUUGAAGACCUGAUACAGGAGACAAGCCAAAAUGAAGAACAACUUACACAAUGGCCCUUACAUGAAUUGGAGUCCGGUACAGUAAAUGAGUCACAGAUCCCACCAGACUCUAUUCGUCGCCCGCAAAGCUCGCUUCCUGCCGGGCUACUGACGUCAACGCCUGCUGCGGGACCCAGUGCCCCUGCGGUCAACUUUGCGACACCAACCGGAGGCGCUACCGCUGACCUGUCCGAGUCAGAAGAUGCAACGCUGACCAGUAAGACUGACUUGUCACUUCUCAGUGAUGAAGGAUUGGAACUGUCACAGCGACAAACGGACACAAUCUUCCAAGGGCCGAGCUUGGAUGAACAAGCUGAGGAACUUGUGAUAGAUUCUGGGGUUCGGCUCAGAUCUGCUGCGCAAAAACUGCUCGAAGUUGUUGCCACGAUGACCAAACAGUGGAAUCAAGCGCGCAUGGCGCAGAAAGAGCUUCUUAAUGCUACGUCUCAACGAAACGAGGAGCUCGAACAAGUAAUGGCAGCCCAAGAGAAUCUAAUGGCGAGGUUGAAAGAGGAACUGGAGGAAAAAGAACGCCUGGCAAACGAACUGAAUAAAGCGAAUGAACACAUGGAAGAAAUGGCGGCUGAAAACGACAGACUACAAGGUGAAGCCACAGAUAACGUGAACAAAGAGAACGAGGAAAUGAAAAAAGAAAACGAAGAGUUGAAAUCAAAAGUCGAGGCUGCCGAGAAGGAGUUAAAAGAAGUAAAAGAUCGUGAACAGGAGCUGGAAGAGGUAAGACGAGUUCUUGUGUCUGAAGUGGAAGCUCUUCGAGAAGAAGGAAGGCUUCGCCUGGCGCAGGAAGUGGCGGAAAAGAAUAUUGAGGAAGAAGAACACUCGAAGGAGUUGAAAACGUUAAUUAAGGCCAGAGAUGAAUUGGCGGAAGAGUUAGAAACCUUGAAGGAAUCCGGCGACGAGCUCUUGGAAGAGAAUGAUGCACUGAAGGCUGCGGUAGAGCAACUGGCCAAAGAGAAGAAAGAUCUGGAGGAAAAGGUGGUGCGGGUAGAGGCGCAGAAACUCGAUGAACUUGAUGGCCCGGAGGAACUCAAAGCUAACGUGAAGGAAUUGAGUGAGGUUUCUCAGCGACUUAAAGAAGAAAACUCUGAAUUGGAGGCAAAAGUUGCUUCUCUAGAGAAAGAAGCGAAUCGGUCUCAAAUGACGGGUUCUGAGGCUCAAGUUAUUCAAGAGAAUGAUCAUUUGAAGAAGGAAGUCGAAAAAUUACAGGAGGAUAUUGGCGAGUUACAGGAAGAAAACGAAAAGCUGAAGGACGCCAUUGAACAAUUCAGGGAGGCAGUACAGCAGCUGUGGGACGAAAAAGAAGAAUUGAGUAUCGAGCUGUCCAAGGCGAGAGGAGAAGACACCUUGGAGUUUGACGAGCUCCAGCAGCUGAGAUUGCAGACCAAAGAACUGACGGGACAGAAUGAAGAGCUUACGGAGAAGCUUAAAAACGCUGAGUUGGAGCAAGAAAAGAAACGAGAACUGCUCCAGAAGGCGCAGGUUCACCUCGAGAAGAUUCCUGAGUUAGAAGCCGAGGCAAAGGAACAGAAUGAACUCGUGAAUCAGUUGAUGCAGGAACAGCUGCGAAAUAAGGAAGAGAUCGAGAAACUUCAACGCGCUGCGUCCUUGCAGAAGGAGGUACCCUUGAUACAGGUUACGACUGUAGAAACUGUUGAGGGAGGUAUUCAUGGCGAAGAAUUAUGGGGAGUUGAUGAUAAAACAGACGGCGGAGAUUCCAAACAAGACGAGGAAACCGUUCAAGAAUUAAAGGCAAAAGUUAACGAUCUUGAACAACAGGUUGAAAACUAUAAAAAGGUAUUGGAAGAAAGUAUUCAGGAGCCGGAAGCAAAUAAGCUUAUGGAACUCGUUGAACAGGUUCGCUCUGAGCGGGAAGACUUAGCUAGCAAGUGCAAGGAACUGGAAGGGAAAGUGAACGAGGAGGGACAAUCUAAGGAAGAUAUGCAGGCUGCUAUUGAAGAGCUGGGAACACGCUUGAAGGAGUUAGAACAGAGUAACUUAGAGUUAGAGAGGGAACUGAGUGUUAAAACGCAAUCUGAGAUCGACUCGUUGGUGCAGAUUAAGGAUCUGCAAGAUGAACUGACCAAAGCUCUGGAAGCUUUUAAGGAAUUAGAGGAAUUGAAAGAUAAAUUGCAAGAGGAUUUGGAAACCAGCGAGGAGACUCAGAAGGACCUGGAGCGAGAGAAGGUGACCAUGCAGAAACAGCUCAAUGAUGGAUUUCUCCAGAUCUCUGCACUGAAGGAGCAGCUCAAUCGGACAAAGCACGAGGGUGGAGCAGAACGCGACGAAACCCCAACCCCUGUCCGAAUGCUCCGAGAUGAACGCGAAGCGUACGAUCGUAAAGACGAAGAAUCUCGAGCGUUAGCCGAGCAAUUAGACACGUUCAAAGAGGCUCUUGACAAGAAAGAAGACGAAUUGAAAAACCUGGCGGAGCAAAUGGAAGAAAUGAAUCUGAUGAUGGAAGAACAGCAGAAACUGUUGGAAGAUCAGCACAGCAAACUAAAGGAACAAGAAAAUUUGAUAAAUGAGCGCGAGGACCGCACGAAAGAAUUGGAAAAACUAUUGCAAGAGAGCAAAGAAGGGGUGGAAGAUAAGGAAGAGUUUGACAAAGCGCUCAAAGGGAGCCAAGAUGCUUUGGUCCAACAACAAAAGGUCAUUGAAGAGCUCGAAAGUAAAAUAAAUGCCAUGGAGCAGUUGACAGCUGAGAACGGAGAAAAGUUAAGAAAUGCAGAAGAACAGUUGGCUUCUAAAGAAGAAGAGAUGAGGCUUCAGGGAGAACAACUUGCCACGAAAGGAGAAGAAAUCAAAUUGUUGCAGGACGAAUUAAAUCGAGAGAAAACUGUGAAGGAAGAGAGAGAUUCUGAAGCAGAAACCCUUCUAGCCAAGCAGUUAGAGGCGAUGAGUCAAAAAUUAAAUCAAUCGCAAGAGAUCGUGCGAGCCAAAGAGCAAGAAAAAGAACAGAUUCGUAAAAAUCUUCUGGCUGAGUCGCGCCAGUUGGCAGCUCUCCGAGCAGAGAUGGACCAAUUACGUGAAAAAUUCAAAUCUCAAGAGGACAGUCACGCGUCUGUAAUCACUGACUUACAAAAAACGCACAGAGAUGAAGUCAACGCCCUUAAAGCGGAGCUGACAAGGGGGGUACCCACGGGAGCUGAAGAUACUUUGAGUCCAAGUCAACAGCUUGUCUUUGAGCAGAAACUAAAAGGUGUUGAGGAAAACCUCAAACGGCAAUACGAGAAUCAGCUGGUGGCUGUGAAAGAGAACGAGGAGCAGAGACGACAACGGGAUAUAAAACAAGUGAAGGCUGAGCUAGAGAUGGACAACUUGACAAAACUGAACAAUCUGCGGAAAGAUCUGCUCACCACACAUAAUGACCAGGUGAACAGAAUGCGACAGGAUCAUCAACGAGAGAUAGAGCGUUUGAUGACUAUAUCAGGCAUCGAAUCUGCGUCACCAGAGAUGCGCGUGCGUCUUAACUCGGCGUUGGAUGAGAACGAGCGACUGGACAAUGAACUUGUUGGACAGCUCGUACGGCAGGCUCGCGUUAAGUCAGCAACUACUUCACCUCUAAAAUCCCGAAACACUAUCGAAGGUCUCCUCGACAAUCUUCAUACCGAGGCUGAGACCAUCCAAUCACUUGUCAGUGCAGUAUCUCCGUCACCUCAAGACCGAUCACUAGCAAGCUCGGAUGUAACGGUUUUACAGUCUUCUUGGUCAGCGGAGAAACAGGCGUUACUUGAAGCUGUCCAGUCUUUAAAAAAUCUAGUGGCGCAAACUCGAAAGGCUUCCACGCCCUCCAAACUUCACGAGGAAGCUGAUUGGCGGGCAGAUUUGUUAAACGCCGUGCAAAAGGUAUUCGAGAAAGACAGGGAUGUCAUUGUGGCAGAGCUCAGGACCUCACAGAUUACUAACGGUCAUGACUCUCCCGGGGCCAGAUUACUGCGGGAUCAGAUACACGCACAGGAUGAACUUACGAGUCGUGUUAUGGAACACCUCCGUACAAAGGAUCGUGAUUCUUUGCUAGCUGAGAUUCACGAGCUUCGUAAGACCUCUACGAAACCGUCGAAGGAGCAGGGAAAUCUCGUGGAACAGCUGCAUGUUGAGUUAGAGGAAGCUAAAAAGCGAGAGAGAGACGUCAGGGCACAGGUACUGCUUAAAGGACAGCAGGUGGAUCACGUGAAAAAUGAUCUCACCAACUUGCUAACGAGGGAGAGGUCCUUAGUGGCUGACUUGAAGGAAGCCCUGGCGAAAGAGAAAAGUCGAAUCACAGAACUAGGAGCCACCCUAGAGAAGGAACGGGUCCAGGUCAUGUCCCUUAAAACAAGUCUUGAAGCUGAGAGAGUGCGUCAUUCAAACCAAACGCAAGCGUUAGAACUCGAAAGAGCAAACACUAAAAAGUACCAAGAUGCGGUCGAAAGCGAACGGCAGCGAGGCAAACAAGAUAACAACCGACUGAUGGAGAACAUUGAGGCUCUCCGCCGACAGCUGUCAGCAAAUAAACAAGAAAAGGUAGAGUUGGAAGUGCAGCUGGAGAGAGAAAGAAUUGCCAUUUCUACUUUGGAGUCUGAAUUGGAAACAGAGAAGGCAUUACAAGUAGAGGCUCUAGAGCGUAAUCGUGAGACAAUCGAUGAGUUGACUGCGGCUUUGAAAGAUGAACAAUCUCGAGCAGAACACGUUCAGUUGGCCUUGACGAACGAGAAACGUCAAACAGAGGCGCUGAGACACUCAAAGGAGCGCGCAGAUCAGCUGCGAAACACCAAUAAAGAGCUACAAGCGGCGUUGAAUGCCGCCCGAGAGAGGUCUGUCGAACUAAGUACUUCUCUUGAAGAUGAGAAAAAUCAUAGCGCGUUCCUUGAAGUGUCUCUGGAAAACGAGAAAGACAAGAACGACGAAUCUGUUAAGACAGAGAAAAUAGUCGCUCACCAGUUAAAGGGAGCUCUAGAUGUUGUUCAGAAACAAUUGGUUGAACUGACAAGCACGCUGGAAGAAGAACGAAUCCGGGCACGAAGGCUCCAGAAUGAGAGAGAUGUUCAACAAGCUACUGCCAUGAGUCACAAGGAAAGAGAACGCCAUCUACAGAAAGAUCUGGAAAACGAAAAGAAAAAGCGAGCUCAACUCGAACAGAAACUGGGGAACGAGAGAGAAAAGAACGCAGAUCUCAACAGAGAUUUGACGGAGAGGGAUAAAAAACUGGGCGAGUUACAACAAGAUCUGGAUAGCCAGGCAUUAAAACAGUCAGAAAAGGAGGCUUCUCUGUACCCGCUUCGUAUGAGACUCCUUCUUCAUCAACAACAAUUGGAGUCUAUGAGACAACAACACCAGGUGCUGAUCAAUAAACAUCAGAAUUCUGUUGACUCUGCUUCAACCAGGGGUAACAAGGAGGUGGAAGAAGUGAAAAGAUCACUUGCCAAUCUUCUGAAAGAACUUGAGCAGAUAAGAUCAACACUCACUGUGCAUAUAGACGACGACCAGACAGUGCCAUUAUCGCCCAUUAAAGCGGCUGCACAAGAGAGGAUCGUGCGUCAAAACACAGAACUGGCAGAAUUUGUCUCCAAGUUAAACGAGGAAAAGAAGGAAUUGAGAAAUGCUUUAGCUAAUUUAGAAGAACAAAUUGCGCAGUAUAGACAGCGGGAUAGAGCAAAUGAACAGAAUUCACGCCUUACAAAGGAGCAUGCCGACUCUGUGCUGAACGCUGAGCGUGAAGUGUGGGCUCAGGAAAAAGCUCGAUCUCAGCAGGCCUUGAGGUCAGCUGAAGCAGAGCUGGCUCGUUUGAGAGAAGAAAUCAGUAAAGACACUGGUACGCCGCGCAUACCACUCAGCAGCCGUGAAUCAGAUACCGACGAGAUCACGUGGCCACGUUCUAAGCUCCUAAAGCUUUAUAAACGAUUUAUCAAGGCUGAGAGCUUUCGGAAAGCUCUUGUGUAUCAAAAGAAAUAUCUUCUGUUGCUUCUGGGAGGCUUUGAAGAGUGCGAGUCUACUACGCUGGCCAUGAUCGCUCAGAUGGGAGCUUACCCCAAGGAUCGUGACCGCUCCUUCAGACGGACAGCAAUCAGCAGAUUCCGCACUGCCGGGCGCGCUGUCCUCGCAAUCCAACGCAUGAACUUUUUGGUGAACAAAUCGAAACGUGUUACCAUCACGGGAUCACGCGAUACGCGUGAGAACACGAGUAGAUCACGUAUGGUCAACGGAGACUUAAACAGUCACGAUCACUCUGUUUACCAGGCCCCUAGUCAAACCUACGCACCUCGGUCGACUGAGGAAAGGCCCGGUAGUGUUAAUGGCGUCCAUGUUGCGCCAACAUUGCAUUCGUAUCAGCCCAAUGGUGUUCCUUCGUAUGCUAACAGAUAUUCGCCGCGAAGUGACCGGAGAACUCGCGACAAACAUCAAACAGGAAUAAAUGGGCAUGUAGACUUCAGAAGUCAUACCAUGCCACCCACGAGUGCGUCAUCGAAUGAGAGACUCAGUGGAGGAGUUAUGUCUGGUAAAGACGGGCCUUUGUCGCACAGAAGUCAUGUCACGUCACCAAGCAGAUCAUCUAGAACUUUCUCCCCAACAUCCUGGUCGGAUACCCGCUCGACGUCGGCGCCGCUCGCUCGAGAACCGACCACGACCGAUUACACCCGAACUUUAAAAUCGCCACCGGUUAGGGACUCUGUAACUACACAGAGAGAUUACAGUCAUCGAGAUCGUUUAGAGUCUUCACCUCGGCAUUCUUCGCCUCGUCGCGGAGAAAGAUCGGGUUUACUGGACUUCCACAAUCACCACGAUCGUCCACUUUCACCGUCUAGAGCAUCUUCGUUGGGAUCGGCUCAUAACGACAGUGAUAGUGGUGAUCACUCGCUGAAUUUGUACAUCCAUAGAUUGGAGUCCUUACAGAACAGACUUGGGGCCUUUGACAGAGGUACCACAACUAGUUAUCAACCAAGAAGCAGACGGUAUUGAGUCAACAUUUCACUUCAUCUUUAGCUCGAAAAUAUCACUUCAUUUCCGCUCUCUGUAAGAUAGAACUGCUGUUGGAAUUCGCCAUCGUCCAGAGACUUCAUCAUUAACAUACUAAACAUUUAUACAUCCAUGUCCCUUGAAAAAGACAUUUUGGAAUUCUCUACAUACAAAUUGUACGUGUAAAUCUAAAGGAAGUGGUAAUUUAAAGAAAAAAAUUAAACAAACAAACCUUGGUAUGAAAUAAACCCUAUCACUCCCAAGAUCUUAUAAGUGAUUCUCCUUUCUCUCUCCAUUACAAUUCUUAAUGUUAAUUGGGAGAAUUUGAUUUUCGAUCAACUAAAAAUCCCCCAAUUGAUAUUUUUUCUUUAUUUUCGUUUCUUGUCUCCUUGAUAUUGUAUUGAUCUUUUAAGGUAAAAUUCAGUCUUGGUCACUAUCCGAGUUAGACGGUGAUUGGGGAAAGAAUAACAAGUUUUUAAAAUCUGAAUGAAAUCUGACGACAUCAAUUUCACGAUUACGUCAUAGUUUCCUCAAUAAGAAGUUUCUAAAAAGACUACAAUUCAAAAUGGUUUUUGAGAUUUUACACUUACGUACUCAGAUGCUGUUUUGGAGAGGGCCUGUAAGGUAGAUUUUGAAGUAACUUUUAGCCUUUUGGAACUGAGCAGUCAUACUCGUCCCCAGAUCACUGAACACCAUUUGUGGCCUCGCGCACCCUGAGGCGAGUUCGGACAUGGCUUAGAUGAGUUAGCUGUAGUUGAUCAAAGUAUUUAUCCAGAUAGAGAGAUAUUUAAUGCUCCACGUUAUUUAUAUAUAAAUGUACUAUAUAAGGCAAAGUAAGAAAAUAUUUUUAAUUUUUGUUUUUGGUUCAUAGUCGUUAUUUUUUGUUACAUUUGAUAGUUUUUGUAGUGUAUGGCAUAUUUUUGUAUAAGUGGAAGUUGCGAGAUGACCUACGACGCUAAAUUGUUAAAUUUUAAGACACUGCUAAGUGCAAAAUUAAAUAAUACAACGCUGUGAAAA
This is a messenger RNA of Pocillopora verrucosa, 18211 nucleotides long. RefSeq names its product A-kinase anchor protein 9. The record is from RefSeq and is a predicted model, not a curated record. Gene Ontology annotation, molecular function: molecular adaptor activity; DNA binding. Gene Ontology annotation, biological process: signal transduction; regulation of apoptotic process. NCBI's taxonomy places the organism in Eukaryota, Metazoa, Cnidaria, Anthozoa, Scleractinia, Pocilloporidae.